This is a messenger RNA of Didymodactylos carnosus, 726 nucleotides long. NCBI's taxonomy places the organism in Eukaryota, Metazoa, Rotifera, Eurotatoria, Philodinida, Philodinidae. The record is from the annotation of a GenBank genome assembly.
AUGAUGGAACGGUCACUAGCAUGUUUGUUAAAUGAAUUGGGUUUUGAAAAUAUUGAAAAAUCAGCAUUUCAUCAGCUACUCGAUGUUGCGUAUAAAUUAUUACGUCAAUUAAUAAUGAACAUUAAAACAAUGAUGGAACUUCAAUCUCGUACAGAACCAUGUCCGUCUGAUGUUUCUAUGGCAAUAACGUUAAUGAACGUAACUGUGAACUCAUUAAGACAAACAUUACAAAAUCCUAUCAAACAUCGUCCAAAAUCUCCAGAAAAAGUUAGUGAACCUCCACAAACAAAAUUAUUUCGUGUUAAUCAUAGUGAGAUGUCAACAUUAUCAACAACAAAAUAUCGUCCAUCACAUGUACCCGAUUAUUUACCUGAUUAUCCUGAUCCACAUACAUUUAUGGCUAGUGAAACAUUUGCUGAUUUAAGAAAAGAUUAUACACGUGCCAGACAAACAUUAGCUGAACAACGUCGCGCAUUACAACGUUCUCUAGUAAAGUUUAAAACACAAACAAGUGAAACAAUACCAUUAAUCAAGAAUGAGAAUGAGUCAUUUCUGUUAAUUAGAAGUAAACCUUGUCCAUUACCCUAUUUAUAUGCGUUAAUGCCACAUGAUCUAUUAGAAACAAGUGAUUUGAUAGUGAAUAAUGAACAAUUAACACAACAACAGCAGAGAAAACUAUCAAUAUCAGAGGCACCUCCAAGGACACAUCGUUUAGAAUCUAAUUAA